AUGACCUCAGUUUCAAACGCCGCUGUUGACCACUCUGUCGACCCCUCUGUCGACCCCUCUGCCGAUCAUUCUCAUGCAGCUUCGCAUGCCUCGGAGGACUCCCGCCCCGUGGACGUCCCUGAGACCUCUUCUUCUCACGAGGAUACGAGCCAGAAAGAAAACGUACAUCCCGCUACAAGGAAUUCGAGCGAUAAGUCGACUGCAGGUCGUGAUGUUCGGGACAAGGGAUCUGGACAAGGGGAGGAGUUAGAUGAUUUCGGUCUUCCGAUUCGUACGCGCAGCAGAGUUACACAGUCGCCGAGUGAAUCCUCCGAUAGCUCCGACGAAUUCCAUGAUGUGGAGGAGGCAGUGUUGGACACAACAGACGAUGGCAAAAACUCGAACAUGCGGGAAAGCGAGGCGCUUGCAGAGGAACUGGGGACAACAACACACUCGGAACUACAAACACAAGUAGCUGAAAAGGAUAGACGCGAGUCGGAAGGGGCUCCAUCUUCUCCCAUACCUGCUGCUCCGCAAAAUGGUGAGGUUGCCCAGGAGAAGGGUACAGGGGUUCCCAUAGCCAGUGAAAAAGAUGUCAUCCCCAACUCUUCACCUCCAGACCAUGAAGACGCACCUCCGCCGCCUUACACGGAACAGCCAACCCCACAAAACACCGACCUACCGGCCAACUCCCAUGUUAAGCAUAAGAAAAAACCAAGUCUUCAAGCUUCAGAGUGGUCACACCAACGGCUUAAUGAGGCCAAAGAGUCUGGCAGCGAGAGUGAGGAAGAGGAUGAUGGUGGCUGGAAGGACAUGCCUGCGGUGGACGAAUUUGAUCAUUUCGAUGAUUAUGGGCGGCUCAUUGCUCGCGGCGCCAAAGUGGACGGUGAUGAAGCAGUUUACCAAGGUCUGGGUGGUGCUGGAAGGGGGUACACUCGGGUCCAGCUUGAUGAGGAUGUCCAGUCAGUGACAAGUUUAGAUGAAGAUACGAGCUAUCUUUUUAGGGAAAACGGUGCUACCGCCGCUGGUAUAGAGGGUGAAGAGCUACGCGAUCCCCUCAGUCAACUGCAGGCUACCAAAGACCUUCUUACUGAAAGCCAAAGGAUAGCAUACGUUGGGGUUACCAGAUUGGCCAUGUAUCAGAUCACAUCGGACCUCGAGAAUAUACCAGCGACCAGGACCACGCGCAAGUCCAAGCAGAAGAGCAUUGACUCAAUGCGGGGUUGGGGUCAGGCGAUGAUGGCGAGGCUCUAUUCCCAUAUGGAUAUCGACGCUGCAGAACAAAUUAUGAUUGAGCAACUAGCAGAACAUGGCGUCCAACCCGCCGAUCUUGUUCCACCUCUCAUGCAGAAUGCCCGGGUCCAGAAUCCUCUCGCGGAAGAGCUCGACGCGUCAAGGAAACCUACAUCUUCCAUCUCCUCCCCCAGCGCCAAAAAGGAGUUCAGGAGCAGUCUCUCCACAGAAAUUGACCGGUCUUCCAGGUCAACAUCUCCCCCGCCAUACGAAGCUCAUGAAGGGGAAGAUCUGCCUGAAGUUCGUACGCCCUCUCAAUUACCUACAUCUGAGAAGAUUGAUAUUGAUCUCCGCUGGACGGUGCUUUGUGACCUUUUCCUGGUCCUCAUCGCCGAUUCGGUCUAUGAUGCGCGGUCACGGACCUUACUAGAGAGAGUAGGGGCCUCUAUGGAUGUGUCUUGGUUACAGAUCGCACGGUUUGAAAAGCGUGUGAUCGACGCUCUAGAGAUGCAGGAGGCCGCGGAUAAAGAGACGUGGGACGAGUCCGAGCACAUGGAGGCCCGACGUAAAAAAGCCUUGAAACGGAGAUAUAUCACCAUGGGCUUGGCUACCGUUGGUGGUGGACUUGUCAUCGGUCUCUCGGCUGGGUUACUAGCUCCUGUUAUUGGCGCCGGUCUCGCAGCCGGGUUUACAACAGUGGGAAUUUCAGGUACGGGUGCCUUUUUGGGAGGAGCUGGUGGAACAGCCUUGAUUGCUUCAGGUGCUACCUUGACUGGAAGCACAAUUGGGAUGAAGGCCUCGCAUAGACGCACAGGUGCGGUUCAGACAUUCGAGUAUCGUCCUCUACACAACAACAAGAGAGUCAACUUAAUUGUCACCGUUUCCGGUUGGAUGACCGGCAAGGUUGAUGAUGUCCGGUUGCCGUUCAGUACCAUUGACCCUAUCAUGGGUGAUUUAUACUCGGUGUUGUGGGAACCUGAAAUGCUUCAGAGCAUGGGUGCUACCAUCAACAUCUUAGCUACUGAGGCCUUAACUCAAGGACUGCAACAGGUACUUGGGCAAACGGUCUUGGUGGCCCUCAUAGCAUCUUUACAGCUUCCACUUAUUCUAACAAAGCUAUCUUACCUUAUCGACAAUCCCUGGAAUGUCUCACUAGCGCGCGCAAGUGCAGCAGGGCUCAUUCUUGCCGAUUCGCUUAUCGACCAUAACCUAGGGAAGCGACCAGUCACGUUGCUUGGUUUCUCUCUAGGCUCAAGGGUCAUUUUCUCUUGUCUCAGGGAGCUUGCAGACAGAGGUGCUCAUGGCAUUGUUCAGAACGUUUAUCUUUUUGGGUCACCAAUUGUGGCCAAUAAAGAUGAAUACUUGAAAGCGCGCAGCAUUGUCUCUGGCCGUUUCGUCAAUGGCUAUGCCUCGAACGACUGGAUUUUGGGGUAUCUUUUCCGUGCUACAAGCGGUGGAAUUAUGCGUGUCGCAGGACUUGCUCCGGUAGAAGGGAUCCCUGGGCUGGAGAAUAUUGAUGUUACCAAGAUGGUCAACGGUCAUAUGGAUUACCGUGCAGCAAUGCCCCGGUUGUUGAAGGAGGUUGGAUGGGAGGUCUUAAGUGAAGAAUUUGCAGAGAUCGAAGAUCCCGAUCCUGACAAUCACACCGAGCGACAGCGAGAGCUGAUCCGUGAAAUUGACGAGGCUCGGCGUGAUGCUGAGAAUAAACCGGAGAAGAAGAGGUUCGGUCUCUUCAAACGAGGAAAACUGGCCCAGAGGAAGGGCUGGGAGACUUAUGAUGUGAACCAAAACAGCGCCACGCCUCGAGAUUCGAGCGACAGCAGCGGAGUCGGAACCGUGCUGUUUGACAUUGAUGCGAUCAAAUCCGAGCUCGCUUCCGAGAGCAUUGAAGUCAAGCAACUAGAGUCGACCCUUCCACCUAUGAAGUUGGACUUGAAUUCUCCCUCCAGCCUAUCCCCCGUUACUCCAUCUCCUUUCGCUAUCAAUGAUACCAAGAAUGUUAGUCCCAGUGAACCUGUCUCUCCGUCGCCCCCUGAGCCGGCUGGCAAGAAAGUCUCUCACGACACAGAUGCUCGCCCCUAUGGUGAAGACGACGUCCAGAUGACAUUUGACACGUCCUACCCCGAACCCCCUCGGCGAUCAUAUUCAUCUCUCGGGCCCUCGACAAGUGAUCCAUAUGGGUACAACCACACGAGGCCAGAACUCCGCUCUUCAGCAACAGCGCCUGUCGGAGUCGGAAUCGGGACUGGGUUCGGGCUUGGUGCGGGUUCGCUUGGUGCCAUAGCCCUUGAACAUAAUGCUUGGGCCAACCACGACGUGGGGAAUGGUGAAGAGGGGGAGAUUCAAAUGAGUUUUGAGUAA
Messenger RNA from Aspergillus tanneri, 3573 nucleotides. RefSeq names its product TMCO4 family protein. The coding region runs from base 1 to 3573 and encodes 1190 amino acids. Lineage: Eukaryota; Fungi; Ascomycota; Eurotiomycetes; Eurotiales; Aspergillaceae. The record is from RefSeq and is a predicted model, not a curated record. The transcript is spliced from 2 exons.